AGAAGUACACAUAUUUAUGAUGUUUGAACAGUGAGGCAUUUCUUAUGAAUCUGUUUAUCGGUCUGUAGCCCCUCCCUAAAGAGAGAGAGAGAGUAAGAGCUUGCUUGUUCAUUGAGACUUUGGCGCUGGGGUAUAUAAAUGAUUGCCAAGUAUUUUGUUCUCUCUGUUUGUGACAGCACUAAGACAUGGCUACUGCAGGAAAGGUGAUUAAAUGCCGGGCUGCUGUUGCAUGGGAGCCCAAUGUUCCACUGGUGAUAGAAGAGAUCGAAGUGGCCCCGCCUCAAAAGAAUGAAAUAAGAAUCAAGGUGAUAGCUACAGGUGUGUGUCACUCAGACCUGUACCAUCUGUUUGAGGGGAAGCACAAGGAUGGCUUCCCUGCCGUCCUGGGCCAUGAGGGGGGCGGUGUGGUGGAGAGUGUUGGACCUGGAGUCACCGAAUUCAAACCAGGUGAUAAGGUCAUCCCCCUGUUUGUCUCUCAGUGUAAAGAGUGCAAGUUCUGUAAGAGUCCUAAGACUAACCUGUGUGAGAAAAGCUGGUCAACUGAACGGUAUGCUCAGAUGUCCGACACUGACACACGCUUCACGUGUCGUGGCAAGCCAGUCCUGCAGUUCAUGGGCACCAGCACAUUCUCCGAGUACACCGUUUUGAACCAGAUUGCUGUGGCAAAGAUCCAGGACGAUGCCCCGCUUAACCGUGUUUGCCUGCUUGGCUGUGGCAUCUCCACUGGCUAUGGAGCUGCCGUCAAUACUGCCAAGGUAGAGCCAGGCUCCGUGUGUGCAGUGUUCGGGAUGGGUGCAGUGGGGCUCGCUGCGGUCAUGGGCUGCAAGAACGCCGGAGCCUCUAGGAUCAUUGCUGUGGACAUCAACGAGCAGAAGUUUGAAAAGGCGAAGGUCUUUGGUGCCACAGACUUUGUGAACCCUAAAGCACACAAAAAGCCGAUCAACGAGGUUCUGAUAGAAAUGACCAAUGGAGGGGUGGAUUACUCACUGGAGUGUGUGGGCAAUGUGGCUGUUAUGAGGAGUGCGCUGGAGUCAUGUGUCAAGGGCUGGGGUGUGAGCGUGCUCGUCGGCUGGACGGAUCUUUAUGACUUCUCGGCUCGGCCAAUACAGCUAAUUGCUGGAAAAACCUGGAAAGGAACCCUGUUUGGAGGCUUUAAGGGCAAAGACUCUCUCCCAAAACUAGUCCUGGACUACAUGGCUGGCCGUAUAAAGCUUGAUGAGUUUGUGACACACACAGUGAGCCUGGAGCAGAUCAAUGAUGCCAUUCAGCUCAUGAAGACUGGGGGCUGCAUUCGAACUAUCGUGAACGUGUCCAAAUGAGAAGUCAGCAGCCAGAGACCUGCCACAACUAGAUUCAACCCAAAUGAUUACUCUUUGCCCUGUCUUCUGCUAGCAAUUCUUUCAGCAUGUCUAAUUACUAAUGUGUUCUGUCUUGAACAAGAGGCAAUGCUCUAAAGCUAUACAAUACUCUUGAAAUAAGUGUGCAAUUUUAAGUACUAUGCCUGGCCCAUUGCUCAAUGACCUUGCUUUACGUAGACUUAUACAGAUAUCUAUGCAACUGAUGCUCUUGUGUAAAACAGCAAAAUAAAAGAUGCUUAGUAAAAGUCCAACUGCAAAAAGCUCCUGCUUUACACCUUCAUAAGAACACCUUUUUAUCCCAGGCCCUUUAUAAGCAUGUGGAUCUUACUUAACUGACCAAAAAUUCACCCCAGAACUAAAAUACAACUCAAUGAAAGACUAGGCUCUGCUGACUGCCAUGAUUUGAAACAUCUGUUCAUUUUCACUCCGUAUACAUAACACAACAGGAGUCAGGAAAUGUUGAAAUACGUCCAGUAAUGUGUUCCUCCACCUCACUAGAGCCGACUGACAAAAUGAAGCCAAAUGUCAUUUGACCAAUACAAUCUUCAGACUAAAUAAAUGCGUUUGUAGUCA
Molecule: messenger RNA, 1931 nt
Organism: Colossoma macropomum (tambaqui)
Lineage: Eukaryota; Metazoa; Chordata; Actinopteri; Characiformes; Serrasalmidae
Product: alcohol dehydrogenase 1-like
Exons: 9
Coding region: 186-1319 (377 amino acids)
Biological process (GO): formaldehyde catabolic process
Cellular component (GO): cytosol
Molecular function (GO): S-(hydroxymethyl)glutathione dehydrogenase [NAD(P)+] activity; zinc ion binding
Source: RefSeq, a predicted model, not a curated record